Messenger RNA from Gongylonema pulchrum, 441 nucleotides. The record is from the annotation of a GenBank genome assembly. NCBI's taxonomy places the organism in Eukaryota, Metazoa, Nematoda, Chromadorea, Rhabditida, Gongylonematidae.
AUGAAAUUAAUAGGAAUUGUAGAUUCGACGGCACAGGACAUUGGCCGCGAGUCGCCGCCGCCAGCGCGGAAUGCUGUGGAGGAAAGUGAUCGCGAUUGGCAGUAUCAUCCUAGCAAACAAAAAGAGGACACUGUAGCAUACGAGAUGGAACGUGCGGAUACGGGCUUUCAAACGCCUCGACGUGUUUCCAGCGCAAAGCGCACCUCGAUAUGCCCGAACACGGCCUGUGUCACCGAAAUAAAGGCGCGUAAAUGGUUUCCAUUUACAUUCGUUGGCUCCAUCCUUUGGAUCGCUUUCUAUUCUUAUCUUAUGGUCUGGAUGGCCAACACGAUCGGCGAAACGAUGGCUAUACCCACUGAGAUAAUUGGGUUAACAAUAUUGGCUGCUGGGACGAGCAUACCCGACUUGAUUACAAGGUUUGCUCCAAUUAAUUUUUCCUAA